AUCAGGGGUAUUAGUGUGUGUGUGUCUUUUCCCCCCUCCUCCUGGCUGCAUCGCUGCUCCGCUAUCGGCCUCAGUGCCUCUAUCUCUUCAUCUGACUCCCCUCUAAUGACAGUCAGCAGGGCAGAUAGGCCGAUAUAUUUACCCUGGUGGUAGGAGAGGAAGAAAUCCACUGCCAAGCCCUGUCCAGGCACAGGCAGGCGUGGCUUGGAGGAAACCCCGGCCGAUUAGCCCCUCCCAGAUGGGGGCAUAUCUCUCUGCGCCGUCCCUGGCCCCCGCUCAGAGCUCUCAGAUAGAUGGGACCACAGCUCCCUGCAGGAGAGAGAGAGAGCGAGAGCGAGAGCGGGGAAGGAAACGCAGACAGGAGGAAGCUCAGAGAUACGAGGCGGCCAGCCUGUGUGCGCGUGUGCGUGUCUUUUUGUUUUCCCCUCACGCUCGUUUUCUCGCGGGGCCGUUGAUGAGGCAGGCUGGGAACGCUCCAUCCCACCUCAGCCCGGGGACCGGAGGAGGCGAGCGGUCCAGCUCGCGUGGCUUCGUUUUGCUGCUUUCGCACGCUGGGACUGUACCGUGAAGCAUUAUGACUCUUCUGGGCUCUGAACACUCCAUACUGAUACGAAGCAAGUUUAGAUCAGUCCUGCAGUUAAGACUUCAGCAGAGGAGGACACGAGAGCAGCUGGCAGACCAAGGCAUCAUGCCUCACCCGGCCUCAGACGGCUCCUCAGUGGAGGCCCGGCUGAGGCUGAAGCGAGCCCAGCUCGCUGAGGACCUGAACAGGAAGCUGGCCGUCAGACCGGGGCCGCUGGAGCUGAUGCAAAAGAAUAUCAUUCCCCUGAGCUCUGACGUCGUGAUGACAGUCAACCAUGGCAAGUUCCCCAAGCAGGAGGACUCGUACGCGUUCGAGGAGGACAGCAGCAGCGAGAGUCUGUCUCCGGAGCAGCACCACAGUGACGAGUCGCAGGGCUCCGCCUGCCCUUCGUCCGAGGCUGUCGGCAGCGCGCCCUCCUCCUCCUCCUCACCUGCCCUCACCAGCCCGCGGCAGAGUUCAGUCAGAGACCCACCUGACCAGAGCCAAGAAGACGGGCUGUCUGGUUCCGCUAACAGCCACGCUGCUCCUCCAGUACCUGUUCCUGCUAUUGUCAAGUCCAAGACAUCGGACAAGAACCGACACAAGAAGCCCAAAGAUGUGAAGCCCAAGGUGAAGAAGCUCAAGUACCACCAGUACAUUCCCCCGGACCAGAAGGCGGAGAAGUCCCCUCCGCCCAUGGACUCGGCCUACGCUCGCCUCCUGCAGCAGCAGCAGCUCUUCCUGCAGCUGCAGAUCCUGAGUCAGCAGAAACACGCUCACGCCUACUCGCAGACGCAGCCGCCGCCAUCAUCGCAGCAGCAGCAGCAGCACACAAACGCCACAGAGACUCCAGCUCAGGCUCAGCAGAGGCAGCCAGCGUUCAGCUACCAGCCUCACCCACCGGCCCAGAAGGGAGGCAGUGAACAGGUAUCGUCAUGCAGCUCCAGCGGUCCGUCCAGUGCAGCCAACAGCAACUCCUCCUCUCCGGUCAAGAACACGUAUCCAAACCAAAGUACCAUCUCACCGGUCAAGCCUGGGCCCCUGCCAGCCAAUCUGGAUGACCUAAAGGUGUCGGAGCUUCGGCAGCACCUGCGCAUGCGAGGCAUGCCGGUUUCCGGCACCAAGACCGCCCUGAUCGAGCGACUUCGGCCCUUCAGGGACUCCAACGCGGGCUCUUCGCCCUCCGGUUGCUCCGACAUCACCACAGUGACCUUCCCCGUCACGCCGACAAGGUCCCUGUCCUCCUACCAGUCGCCGUCCUCCUCCAGCGCCCUGUCCCAAGGAGGCUACUACCCCUACCCCAGCACCUCCUCCACCCCUCCCGUCUCCCCGGCCUCCUCCGAGCUGUCCCUCAGCGGCUCGCUCGCCGACAGCUUCAGCGAGGUGCCCAUGUCGUCGCCGACGCACUUCGCCCUGCAGCCGUCGCCGGCGCAGCUCGGCAUGGACGACGGCCUGGGAGGAGGCGGCAUGGCGGGAGCGGGCCAGAGGCCGGGGGAGGGGGGAGGCAUGGACGGCCUCGAGGCCGAAAAGGAUAAGAUGCUGGUGGAGAAGCAGAAGGUGAUCGAGGAGCUGAUGUGGAAGCUGCACCAGGAGCAGAGACAGGUUGAAGAGCUGAAGAUGCAGCUCCACAAGAGAAAGCGCUGCUACGGUGCGACGCAGGAAGGCCCGCCUCCUCCGCCUCACCCCUCCAUGCACGCCCAGCAGGCUCCCUCCGCCAUGGGCCACCACUUCUUCGGGGUGACCAUCAAGCAGGAGCCCAUGUCCUUGUCCUCCAGCUGCCCGCUGUCGUCCGCCAAGCAGCUAAAGACUCCUCCCGGCGGCUGCAUGGAGGACAUGCGACACUGCACCGCGGGGGGUCCCGGGGGACCGCAGUGCAUGGACACGGCCCCUUCCUCCGCCAGCCCCUCCGCCAUGUCUGCCUUUUUGAGUCCCCAGUGCUCGCCGCAGGACUCUCCCAAUGUGAAGCCUCCCAGCAGCCCCCGGCCGUCGUCUCCCAGCAACCCCUACCUGCUGUCGCCGCCGCUGGGGAGGGACGGCUGCGGACACCCCCACACACAGGACAGCAACAGGGCACAUACUAUGCAGAUCCAGCAGAAGGGCAGUGGGCAGCCGGUGAACUGCUCCUACCCCCCAGAACAACGAGGCCUUCAGGGAGUUUUUCCCAACCCGGCCGAGUGUGGCCUCAACCACGGCGCCUCAACCAAAGCCGAGACCCAGGUCGUGCAGCCCAAGAUGUCAGUAAUACCCUCUCCUCGGCAUGUUGGCCAAAAGUGCCAGGUCUCCCCCCCCGCCUUCCGUAGCUCAGAUUCAGAUGCAUCUGACUUAAGACAGCCCCCAUGCUAUGAGGAUGCAGUGAAGCAGCAGCUGAGCAGAAGUCAGCAGAUGGACGAGCUCCUGGAUGUGCUCAUAGAGAGUGGAGAGAUGCCAGCUAACGCCAGGGAAGAGAGGGAGAGGUCCUCUUUAACCAAAGUUGUGCCUCACCUUACUGUGUCCUCAGGGUGCCCCGGCCUCCUCAUCCCGAGGUUCCACCGCCACUACGAAUACCUGCCCCCCACCCAGCUGCCUUACGAGCCCUCGGCCAAUCACAUCCCCGAGAGUCACCUGGAGUCCCUCCUCGGAAGUCCACUUGGGCGCGGAGGGGAAGUGGCCCUGCUUAAAAUGGCAACCGAGGACGGGGCGACACGGGACAAACUCACCAACAGGGAUCUGAUGGACACUAACCUAUUGCCGAUCAACACCAAGAUGUCUGCCGUGCCGGAGGUGCAGGGGAUGGUCAGCAUGGCCUUCAGCGAGACGCCGUGGGAAACCAUGGAGUGGCUGGAGCUGACGCCGCCCAGCUCCGCCACGGCCUUUAGCAUCGCUCCGCCCAGUGGCCCCAGCAUCUUCAACACAGAGUUCCUGGAUGUCACUGACAUUAACUUGAACUCUGCAAUGGAUCUUCACCUGGAGCACUGGUGAAAGACGCCAGCGGAACCGGAGCUGAUUCGCAGCCGUGACCACGAGAGAACAAGUCUUCCAUUCAACACUUUAAUCCUGUCACAAUUAGCAUCUUGUUGUAAUACAAUAAGAUGUUUUAUUAACUCUAGAUCGUUUGCCUAAAACCAAAGUUUAACAUCAUAUCAGAAACCAGGUGCUUCUGACUGUUUGGACAAUGAUGCACAAAUGCAGUGAGCACAACAAGUGGACACGAAGAAUGAGCUAGAUAAUAGAAGGAGAUGAGUAAAGUGUUUCAUACCAACACUUUAUUAUGCAGUAUCAGUGUUACACCACCUAGACUUGAAAACACGUUUUGACAAUCAUCAUAUACUUUCUGAGUCUAUGUUUGUAUUACUGGAAAAAAAAAAGAGAGAAGACUUACUUUGUGAAUUGGAUUGCUGAGCACAGCCUUUUUGUAAAUAUCAUAGCUCCACUUAUUUGUAUGUGUAAAUAAACCAAAUCUCACCUGUGUGCACCUCUAGCUUUACACACACUUGUCACAGUUUGCUUGAGCUCACAAAAUAUUUACACGUCGAAGGGUUUUCAUUUCUUAUCAACAGUUUUUCUGUUUGGCUUAUUCAUCCUCAGGAUGAGGUGGCGAGAAAUUUAUUUGAAAACCAUUUAUUGCUUUAAUUGGACAAUCUGUGCCUUAACUGCAACAGUGUCUUACCACAGUAUUUUAUACUAGAUUCCCCUUUACAUUAAAAUAAUUUACAUUUAUAUUUAAAUCUCAAAAUUUAAGUCAGUCAUCUGUUUGCUACAAAAUCAAGUGUUACAAAAAACUACAUCAUAUUGUUUUGUUCUUUUAUAAAAUACUUUUAUUCUCCUAAAUUUCACCCUUUCUACCCAGGUAAAUUGUGUUAUUUAUUUUGUUGUUGCAUUUAUGCUUUAUCCUGUGUAUUUAUACUGACAUUCCUAUCUGAUGAAUUUGGGCUCUGUUUGAUUGACCAGAAUACUCUCGUGCUGCCACUUUGACCACGCGUGUCAUCGCUCUUCAAGUCUCUUAAGAAAUGUGACGCAACGUGAAGGAACCACUUCAAAAAGCCAUGCUCUCUCAAAAGAAGCCACACUUUGACUUAGAGUGGCAAAAGAAUCCAUUUUAGCACUUGUGAAUAGGAAAAUGUAAUAUAUAUUCUGAUCUGUACUGUGAAUAUUGCAUCUAGCGCGUCACAAACAUGCACCAGAGCCAGCUUAGGUACACAGUAGUUGACCAAAACAACUCCUUUUAAAGUUGUGCUUCAGGCGUCUGCUUCCACACAGAUAAAAGAAUAAAGGGAUAGUUUUUUAAUUACAGAAGCACAUUCAGUUGUCUGAGCUGAGGCUUUUUAUUUACUUAACACGCAAGAUGCUGGUUCUAUCUCUCAGCAAGAACGUGAAUGAGCAUUACUUCCCAAAAUGGAUAAUGUAUUAGAACUAUGUCCAUAAACUUUUGUUUUAAGCCCAUUGGCCAAUAAACCUCUGUCAUUUACAAUGUUUACAUCCUCUGUAAACACUGGUUUGUGUUGUUUGACCAAAUACUUAUAAACUUAUAGUUACUUAUGAAGUGUUGCACUUGUGAAAUGGAUGCUGUAGUUCUAUGCAGGUUAUAUGAAAUUACGACAGAGAUGCUUCUUUACUUCCUGCCCUGUGUUGUACAAACGUCUACUGAUCUUUUAUGAAUUUCAUUUGGGUUGCUUUUCCAAUAAUAUUCUUAUAUCAAGAAAAAAGUUCUACCUGACAGAAGCGUCCAUGUUGCUUGGCCUCUGACUUGCUUUUAUUUUGUAAAACAGUAUUUGCCUGCAUCAUCUAUAUACUACAGAACGAAGAGCAAUAAACGUAUCACAGCAAAAACA
Messenger RNA from Betta splendens (Siamese fighting fish), 5370 nucleotides. RefSeq names its product myocardin (gene myocd). The coding region runs from base 575 to 3520 and encodes 981 amino acids. Gene Ontology annotation, biological process: cardiac muscle cell differentiation; smooth muscle cell differentiation. NCBI's taxonomy places the organism in Eukaryota, Metazoa, Chordata, Actinopteri, Anabantiformes, Osphronemidae. The transcript has 13 exons. The record is from RefSeq and is a predicted model, not a curated record.